This is a messenger RNA of Egretta garzetta (little egret), 2931 nucleotides long. RefSeq names its product chromosome unknown C12orf4 homolog (gene FERRY3). NCBI's taxonomy places the organism in Eukaryota, Metazoa, Chordata, Aves, Pelecaniformes, Ardeidae. Gene Ontology annotation, cellular component: cytoplasm. Gene Ontology annotation, biological process: regulation of mast cell degranulation. The transcript has 11 exons. The record is from RefSeq and is a predicted model, not a curated record. Bases 12 to 1508 code for a protein of 498 amino acids.
AUCAACUCAAGAUGAAACCUAAUAAAGGAAAGACCUGCACAAGGGAGAGAGACUACAUGUACAAAUUCAAUGCUGGAAAUCAACAUUUAGUGCUUACCGUGCCUCUCAAAUUCCCCGUGCAGGAAAAUAUUAGUCAUUUGCACGGACGUCUAAUGCUUCUGCACAAUCUGCCAUGCUUUAUAGAAAAUGACCUGAAGCAAUCUCUUAAUAAGUUCAUAGAAGAGGAAACUAUAAAAGAUUAUGAUAGAGAAGCUGAAAUGGCUCUGGAAGCAGUGAAAUCAGGAAAAGUAGACAUAAACCAGCUGGCAGAUACUUGGGCUAAAGCUUAUAAAGAGACAACAUUAGAGCACGCAAAACCUGAAGAAACCAGCUGGGAUGAAGAUUUUGCAGAUGUUUAUCAUGAUCUGAUACAUUCUCCAGCUUCUGAAAUGCUGUUAAACCUGGAACAUAAUUAUUUUGUUAGUAUCUCAGAAUUAAUAAGUGAAAGAGAUGUGGAAUUGAAAAAACUACGGGAAAGACAAGGAGCUGAAAUGGAUAAGGUGAUGCAGGAGCUAGGGAAAUCACUAACAGACCAAGAUGUAAAUUCAUUAGCGGCUCAGCAUUUUGAAUCUCAGCAGGAUUUGGAAAAUAAAUGGACCAAUGAAUUGAAACAGUCUACUGCUAUCCAGAAGCAGGAAUAUCAGGAAUGGGUGAUAAAGCUUCAUCAGGACUUAAAGAAUCCCAACAACAGCUCAAUCAGUGAUGAAAUUAAGGUUCAGCCCAGUCAAUUGAGAGAAUCUGUAGAAGGAAAUGGAAGAAUUUAUGAAGAGCAAAGGCUGUUAGAAGAAAGUUUUACUAUUCACUUGGGAGCCCAGUUGAAGACCAUGCAUAACUUGAGAUUACUGAGAGCUGAUAUGCUGGAUUUCUGUAAACAUAAGCGCAAUCAUCGAAGUGGAGUAAAACUUCACAGACUUCAAACUGCAAUGUCUCUCUAUUCAACUUCUCUCUGUGGCCUGGUUUUAUUGGUUGAUAACCGUAUCAGUUCAUAUAGCGGUAUCAAAAGAGAUUUUGCAACUGUUUGCCAAGAAUGCACAGAUUUCCAUUUUCCUGGAAUUCAAGAACAGCUUGAAAUUGUCCAGAAGGUUGUACUUAAGGCCAGAGCACAGCGUAGCAGUAAGUCGAAAAGACAUCAUGAAAACAAAAGUAGUGGAAAUGAAGAUAAAUUAAAGAAUAUUGAACGAAAUCAAUCAAAUAUUUUGCCAGGAGAAUUCUACAUCACACGCCAUUCAAAUCUUUCUGAAAUUCAUGUUGCUUUUCACCUCUGUGUGGAUGAUAACGUAAGAUCCGGUAACAUAACUGCUCGGGAUCCUGCAAUCAUGGGACUCAGAAACAUUCUCAAAGUUUGCUGCACACAUGACAUUACUACCAUUAGUAUUCCUCUCCUAUUGGUCCAUGAUAUGUCAGAAAAUUUGAUUGGAACACAGUAUAGAAGUGGCUCCCUUUUGCAAGAUCAGGGUCUAUUCUUAUGAAAGUGCAAGCAAUGCAAAAGUGAAAAAUGCAAAAGUGAAAAAUGUCCAAUAAUGAAGCUUCUAAAGGAUGUACUUCCAUGCAUAAAAGUAGGCUUUUAGGAACAGAUGGUAUUAUUUGUGAAAUUUUUCAUCUCUGGUAUCAAGACCUUUUUUUGGGCACAAAUGCAAGUAAUCAACUUGUAGGACAGCAGCCUGGGUGACUCAACACUUACUGUAUUUCAUAAAUUUAUUGACCUUUUUUCUUAAUAAAGUUGCCAUGCCACAAUAUUCUUUUUCUUUUCUUUUUUCUUUAAACCUAGUUAGUUUUAGCUUUCAUUUACAUAACUGUAUUUUAAAACCCAAAUAAAGCACAAGACCAAGUGUUCAAUGUGCUUUAAGAAUAUGUUGUUGCUUGGAUGUGUGAAACUGAAGAAUUAUCUUCUUGUCUAGUGCUGGAUUCUUAAAAGGUCCUGGUAAAACAAUUUACCUUUUAUAUUAAAUUUUCAGUCUUUGCAGAGUAAGCAGAAAGUGACCUGUAUGGCAAGUGUAUGUUUAGCCAAAACUGCGUUGUGUGAAUUGCAUUAGCAGCGUUGUUUAUUACAGUGCUUUGCCGCUGUCUGACCUAAUCUGAAACACACACAUAGGUAACUUGUUGUUGAGGGAAAAGUGAAUAAUAACAGAUUUCUGAAAGUUAACCUGAACUCGGUGCCUUCAGCAGCCCCUGUUUUGAAUCUGAAUUUACCACCUACAUAAAAACAUUUUUGUAAAGUGGUUAACCAGGAGCACAGCUGCAGAGAUGUUUGCAUGCUUCACUGUGACAGGCAUUCAUCGUGAGUUUUUCUCUGUGCUUUUCCCCAGUUUUUCUUGUUUUAUGGAUGGAAGAGUGGUGUUUAUAACCUCACAGCAGUAAUGAGUGUAUCAAUCUCAAUGAAGCCAUUACAUUUCAUUAUUAUUGGACCUGCAUAUAAAGCUAAUUUUUUUUCCCUAUUAAAAAAAAAUUAGGAGUUCUGCUUUGCUUAGUUUUUCUUAUGACAAGAACAACAAAGAGAGAUUUCUCUGUUCUGGUCAUUAAGUUAAAUGAAGGGAAGAAACUGGAUUUGAUGCUUGAGAAAGACAAAAGCAGACAGUUUCAAAUUCAACUUGGGCGUUACUGUCUGAUCACUGUUCUGAAUCUAAUAUAAACUGAUAUAUAAACUGGGGAAUUAAAUGGCUCUAAUAGCAUGGCAUCGCUAAAAAUGCUGCAGCUGGCACACUUCCUUGGUAAUUUCAACAUAGGCGCUGUUGCUGCUGUCCACACAGCAACACUGAGAAAAAUGUGACUUCAGGGAUCUCAGGCAGUUUGUCUCUAUUACCAUAAGCUAAGACAAAAAUGUUUUGAAAAAAGGUAGAAAUGAAGGGAAUAUAAGCUGUGUAACAAAUGUUUAUGAACAUGGUUUAUGUAUGU